CGGACGAGGCACACCUGCAACUUGCAACUCAUCAGCGUUCCCCUCCUCAUCCCCAGUUCCCCACUUCCGGGAAAAUAACCGCUGCCGCCGCCACUCGUCGCGGCCACCAUGAUCCGCCUCCGCAGCUGCAUCCUCACCCAUCUCCUCCAUUCGCCCCCCGCCUCUCACAUCUCCUCUCUCCGCCGUCUCCUCUCAACCACAGUGCCGGAGCCCCCCGUUCCGGCAAACCCGGGCUUCGCCGUCGAGGACUACCUCGUCGCCACCUGCGGCCUCACCCGGCCCCAGGCCCUCAAGGCUUCCGUCAAAAUCUCCGGCCUCAAGUCACCCUCCAAGCCCGACGCCGUCCUCGCCUUCCUCGCCGGCCUCGGCCUCUCGAGCGCCGACGUCGCCGCCCUCGUCGCCACUGACCCGCGGUUACUCUGCGCCAGCAUGGACACACUGACUUCCAAUGUCGCGGGGCUCGCCGGCAUGAGCAUGUCGCCUUCUCAGAUCGCUCGGCUCGUCAUGCUCGGCCGCGCCAUCUUCCGCUGCAAACCCGUCGUCUCCAGGCUGCACUACUACCUGCCGCUCUUCGGAUCCCCCGAGAACCUCCUUCACGUUCUCAAGCAGAACUCCUACCUCCUAUCAUCCAACAUCGACAAGGUGGUACAGCCCAACGUCGCGUUCCUGAGGGAGUGCGGGCUAGAUGCUUGUGAUAUUGCCAAGCUGUGCAUCUCUCUUCCCAGGCUGCUCAGCACCAAACCAGAGCGCGUCCGGGCGAUGGCGGCGUGCACCGAGAGUGUAGGCGUGCGCCGCGGCUCCGGGAUGUUCAGAAAAGCAAUGCAGGCUGUCGCCUUCCGCAGCGAGGAGAAAGUCGCCGCCAAAGUGGCGUACCUGAAGAACACGUUCAGGUGGUCGGAUGCUGAGGUGGCCAUUGCUGUCUUUAGGUCUCCAAUGGUGCUGACGAGGUCCGACGACAGGCUCCUGCGUACGUCUGAGUUCCUUAUCUCUGAGGUGGGGCUGGAACCGGCGUACAUUGCUCCUCGGUCAGUAAUGGUCUGCCUUAGCCUGGAGGGUCGACUGAAGCCCCGGUACUACGUUAUGAAGUUCCUAAAGGAACAUGGAUUGCUAAAUAGUGGAAGGAGUUAUUUAUCAGUUGUCUUGGCGACCGAGAAGGUAUUCGUGGAGAAGUUCAUAUACCCUCACAAGGAAGCUGCACCACACCUCGCUGAAGACUAUGAUGCUGCUUGCAGAGGGGAAGUGCCGACUAAUUUCAGAUUCACAUGAGCCAAGAACGGGCUAUGCAAAUUGGUAACUGCGUGCUGGUUGUCCACUGAUGGAUGUCUUCUAGAUGCUGGUUUGGUCAUUGGUAGCUUGUGAUGAAACUGGUAGUUUGAUUCCUGAAUCCUGAUAUGUUUAUGCCACCAUUCAGUAGAAAAGAAACCAUGGCCUAAUAUGAACUUUUUCAUUCCUGAA
Molecule: messenger RNA, 1455 nt
Organism: Hordeum vulgare subsp. vulgare (domesticated barley)
Lineage: Eukaryota; Viridiplantae; Streptophyta; Magnoliopsida; Poales; Poaceae
Product: transcription termination factor MTEF18, mitochondrial-like
Exons: 1
Coding region: 109-1266 (385 amino acids)
Biological process (GO): chloroplast organization; regulation of DNA-templated transcription
Cellular component (GO): chloroplast
Molecular function (GO): double-stranded DNA binding
Source: RefSeq, a predicted model, not a curated record